Molecule: messenger RNA, 1818 nt
Organism: Microthlaspi erraticum
Lineage: Eukaryota; Viridiplantae; Streptophyta; Magnoliopsida; Brassicales; Brassicaceae
Source: the annotation of a GenBank genome assembly
AUGAAAUUUUUGUCAGUCCUGUGGAUUGUUCUUGUAAGCUCUGCUGUUGUUUCUGCACAACAACCAUGCUUGAACACCGGAUAUUUCAAACCCAAUAGCACAUAUGACACAAACCGUGGCCUAGCUCUCUCUUCUCUUGCUUCUAAUGUCAGGUCAUUUAACGGAUUCUACAAUCUUUCCAUCGGCCUAGGUUCCGAUCAAGUAUAUGGAGCGGCGAUGUGUAUUCCAGGCGCUGAAGCAGGUCUGUGCUCAGAUUGUAUCGACGAAGCGUCAGAGAGGUUAAUAAAGAGUUGUCCAAACCACACAGAAGCUUUUACAUGGUCUGGUGGAGGUGAGACUCUUUGUAUGGUACGUUACUCCAACCGUUCCUUCUCUGGUUCACUCGAUAUGGAGCCUUCUUCGUCAGGGUACAAUGUUCGAGAUAUCAAAUCUAACUUAACAGAGUUUGAUCAAACAUGGAAGGAGUUGUCACUUCGUAUGGUAGUUGCAGCUUCCAUGGGGAAGGACUCAUCGUUAACUGAUGAUAAGUACUAUGCUGCCGAGACUGCGGUCUUGGAAGCUUCUCAGACUAUAUACGCAUUGAUGCAGUGCACUCCGGAUUUAUCUCCUGGAGAAUGUAAAACUUGUUUGCAACAAAGUGUUGAUGACUAUCAGAAGUGUUGCCAUGGGAAGCGAGUGCCUCAACGGCCACCUUCUUUGAAACAACCUGUGUCAAAUGGAACCUUUACAGCCCAAGAUGAUAGUAAAACAGUCUCAAAGGGAAUCAUCUUGGCAUUUGUUGUUCUUGCUACUGUUAUCGUCUUGGUGCUGCUUGCUCUGGGAUUUGCUGUUUGCAGGAGGAGGAAGUCACACCAAUCAUUUUAUUGUCAGUCUGGUAUUGAUAUUACAAGUACACAGUCACUGCAAUUUGAUUACAAGACAAUCGAAACUGCAACAAAUAAGUUUUUAGAGAGCAACAAGAUUGGCCGUGGUGGAUUUGGAGAAGUUUUCAAAGGCGUUCUUCCAGAUGGGACAGAAGUGGCAGUGAAGAGGCUGUCAAAAACCUCAGGACAGGGCGGAGAAGAGUUCAAGAACGAGGCUGUUGUGGUGGCAAAGCUUCAGCAUAGAAAUCUUGUUAGGCUUCUCGGAUUUGUUUUAAAAGGAGAAGAGAAGAUACUUGUGUACGAGUUUGUCCCCAAUAAAAUCCUCGAUCACUUCCUUUUCGACCCUUUAAAACAAGGCUUAGUGGACUGGACAACACGAUACAGUAUCAUUGGAGGGAUUGCUCGAGGAGUUCUUUAUCUUCAUCAAGAUUCACGGCUCAUAUUCAUACACCGUGACCUCAAAGCUAGUAACGUGCUCCUAGAUGCAGAUAUGAAUCCAAAAAUUGCGGAUUUUGGAAUUGCUUGGAUCUUUGGGAUGGACCAAACUCGAGCUGAAACACGUAGGAUAGUUGGAACAUAUGGUUACAUGUCUCCAGAAUAUGCAAUGCAAGGCCAUUUCUCCAUGAAGUCUGAUGUCUAUAGCUUUGGAGUCUUAGUUCUUGAGAUUAUAAGCGGCAAGAAGACUAGCAGCUUAGACCAGACGGACGGUAAUAUUAGCAACUUGGUCACAUAUGCAUGGAGGCUUUGGAGAGAAGGUUCACCAUUAGAGCUAGUGGAUCCGGCCAUAGGAGGGAACUAUCAUAGCAAUGAAGCAACAAGAUGCAUCCAUAUUGCACUGUUGUGUGUUCAAGAAGAUCCUGCAGAUCGUCCGACUUUGCCUUCGACUACCUUAAUGCUCACUAGCAACACAGUUACUCUACCACUGCCUCAACAACCUGGAUUUUUUCUUCCAUAG